GCCACCUACGCACCCCAAGAACCCCCAGAACCCCAAAAAACCCCGCUCGGGCAGCGCAGCCCGCCCGGGACCCCCUCCCCAACCCCGCGGAGAGACCCCCGGCACGGCAGAGCUCCAGCCAUGGCCCCGCUGGGCGAGGAGACUCCGCUGAUCGGUGGCCGCUCCUGCAGCCUCUCCUCGGCCGAGACGGGCACCCUGCAGGUGUUYCUGUACCACCGGGUGCCCGCCCCGCGGGGCCACCGCGGCAGCGCUGCGGGCACGCUGAGCUUCAGCUUCGGCGAGUACACGGCCGAGGAGCUCUACAAGUCGUGCCUGCCGGCUCCGCUGCGGAGCCAGAUCCAGCAGCACAAUUUCCUGACCCGCAAACGCCUCCGGCGCCGCUUCAGCAAAUCCCUGCGGAGGCUCGGGGGCUGCCACACGGACGGGCCGCACCUGAAGCUCAAGUACCUGCUGGACCUGGAGCGGCUCCAGCGCCGCCGCAACGAGGAGAUUUUCCGUGUGCGCUCCCCCGGCUCGRCCGCGGCCAUCGCCAUCCACGUGUCCGGCGACAGCGGCGUGUCCUGGAGCUGCGAAUGCUCCGAGAGCCGCCAGCACUUCUGCGACUUCCCCGACAUCGCCGACAUCAGCAUCAAGCAGGCGGCGAGCCGGGACGGCGGCGCCGUGGAGAACCGGCUGGUCACCGUCACCAAGGCGGACAACCGGGUGCUGGAGGUGGAGUUCCCCACGCUGAGGGAGGCUCGGUCCUUCGUGGCUCUGCUGGACGGAUACUACCGGCUGACRGCGGAUGCCCAGCACUAUUUCUGCAAGGAGGUGGCCCCGCCGCGGCUGCUGGAGGACCUGGAAAAUCAGUGCCACGGGCCCAUCAGCGCCGAGUUCGCGGUGAACAAGCUGGAGGCGGCCGGGGGUGCCCCGGGGCUGUUCCUGCUGCGCCGCAGCCCCCAGGAUUUCGACAGCUACCUGCUGACCGUGUGCGUGCAGGAGGACAAAAAAAUCCCACACGGGAACGUCUCCGGGAAGAAGGUGCUGCUGGCACGGGAGGGGGACACGGCCGGGGGGAGCCCCCCGUUCAUCAAACUCAACGACCCCGGGGUCAGCGUCACCGUGCUGGCCCGGGAUGUGCUGGUGGAGCGGAUCCCGUGGGUGGCUCCUGAGUGUGUGAGCGAUCCCGGGAGCCUGGCGCUGCCGGCCGACAAGUGGGGCUUCGGAGCGACCCUCUGGGAGAUCUUCAGYGGGGGAAACGUGCCCCUGAGCCUGCUGGAGCCCCACAGGAAGCUGGAGUUCUACCAGAGUCACCAGCAGCUCCCAGCUCCCAAGUGGCCCGAGCUGGCCGCGCUGCUGGCCCAGUGCCUGGACUACGAGCCCCAGCGCCGGCCCUGCUUCCGCGCCCUCAUCCGCGACCUCAACAGCCUCAUCACCUCUGACUACGAGCUGCUCUCGGACCUGUCCCCCACGGAUGUGACCAUACGGGAUGGCUUUUGGGGACACGAAUCCCUGGCCAUGAGCCGGGAUCCUGAGAACUUCCAGGAGAGGCACCUYAAGUACAUCUCGCUGCUGGGCAAGAUUCCAGCAGCCUCAUCCCGGCCGGAUAAAUCCCACACUGACCGGCGGGUUGGGAUCCAGCCGGGAUGUUCCCCCCCCCAGGGCAUUGUCCAUCCCUGGGGUCACUCCGAUGUCCCCUCCGAUGUCCCCUCCGGUGUCCCCUCCCCUCCCUGGAGCCGCCGCCUCCCGCAGGGCAUGGAGUACCUGGGGUCGCGGCGCUGCGUGCACCGGGACCUGGCCAGCCGCAACAUCCUGGUGGAGAGCGACAGCCACGUCAAGAUCGGCGACUUCGGGCUGGCCAAGCUGCUCCCGCACGACAAGGAUUACUACGUGGUGCGGGAGCCCGGCCAGAGCCCCGUGUUUUGGUACGCGCCGGAAUCGCUGGCUGACAACAUCUUCUCCUACGCCUCGGACGCCUGGAGCUUCGGCGUGCUGCUCUACGAGCUCUUCACCUACAGCUCCAAGAGCCGGAGCCCCUCGGAGGAAUUCCUGCGGAUGAUGGGCACGGGCAAACCGGCGCAGAUCAUCUGCCACCUUCUGGAGCUCCUCAAGGACAACCGGCGGCUCCCGGCGCCCUCCGGCUGCCCGGCCGAGGUGUACGCGCUGAUGAUGAGCUGCUGGGCUUUCACCCCCGCUGCCAGACCCACUUUUGGGGAGCUGUCCCCCAAAAUCGAGGCGCUGCGGGAUGGGCGGAGCAAAGCCCGGGGGUAGCCCCGCGUUGGGACACUCCAAUGUGUCCCCAAAUGGCCACGGUGGCGCUUCCUUGUGCUUUGAGGGGUACAGUGUGGGGCAGGAGACCCCCAGCCCCAUUUCCCA
This is a messenger RNA of Malurus melanocephalus (red-backed fairy wren), 2355 nucleotides long. RefSeq names its product tyrosine-protein kinase JAK3-like. The coding region runs from base 121 to 2250 and encodes 709 amino acids. The record is from RefSeq and is a predicted model, not a curated record. Gene Ontology annotation, cellular component: cytosol; cytoskeleton. The transcript has 14 exons. Lineage: Eukaryota; Metazoa; Chordata; Aves; Passeriformes; Maluridae. Gene Ontology annotation, molecular function: cytokine receptor binding; ATP binding; non-membrane spanning protein tyrosine kinase activity. Gene Ontology annotation, biological process: intracellular signal transduction; hemopoiesis; peptidyl-tyrosine phosphorylation.